AGGGUCUGAAUACCGACACACACCGGACAUGAGCGAGUAGGAGUGAAGGGGAGAAAACAAGUGAACCGACCCUGAGAGAGCGUGAAAAGGCACUAGGGCACUUCUAUCUGACUGUGAAACGGCGAAGAAGAGAACUCGCUUAAAGAAACGGCGGACACGAGUUUCACCAACUAACUUUUGCGAGAGCAUAGGCCUAAUCAACUGAGCGGAGUUAAAAAACAACAACUAUUUCCAAGCCUCUCUAGUUAUUUCUUUCCCAUCUUUUUAGCGCAUGACCUCGGGACUGCCUAAUACUCCGAGCGGUAAGUGACAAACUCAUCACAGAAUCGGAGGCUGGGGCUCGAGGCAGCAUUUUGGACAUCACUUGUAUUGCAGAGCGUCGCGCCUUGAUUUUGUAGACUUGAGUUGUGAGUGUGGCCAUGGUCGGGGAGAUGAGUGAGCAGGUCCGGGAAAGACCAAGGCCCAGCCCGGACUACCUGAUGCAGUUGAUGACGGACCGGAAGGUGAUGAGCUCGCUGCCCAACUUCACUGGCAUCUUCACACACAUGGAGCGGCUCCUAGAAGAAGAGAUAGGUAGAGUGCGCAAGGACAUGUAUAACGACUCCAUGAAUGGAGGUGUGGCCGCCGAGGGGCGGAACUCUGAGGAGCUGCCUAAUGGGAUUGGUCCAGUGUCUCAGCUGCAGGAGAAGCUCUACGUGCCCGUCAAAGAGUACCCCGACUUUAACUUUGUAGGUAGGAUCCUGGGUCCGAGAGGUCUGACGGCCAAACAGCUGGAGGCAGAGACGGGCUGUAAGAUUAUGGUACGAGGGAAAGGAUCUAUGAGAGAUAAAAAGAAGGAGGAGCUGAACAGAGGGAAACCUAACUGGGAACACCUGAGUGAGGAACUCCAUGUACUCAUCACAGUGGAAGACACACACAACAGAGCUCAGAUCAAACUACAAAGAGCUACCGUAGAGGUCAAGAAACUACUCGUACCAGCCGCUGAAGGAGAGGACAGUCUAAAGAAGAUGCAGUUGAUGGAGCUGGCCAUUCUCAAUGGAACCUACAGAGACGCCAACAUCAAGCAACCAACUAUGGCUUUCUCCCUAGCCUCUCAGCAGCCUCGGCUCAUCUCCAGUCCCUCCCCUGUUAUGCAGCAGGCUAUGAGAAACCCCGCCCCUGUUCAGCAGCCCAAUCUCAUGCCUCAUCUGAUUCGUCAGAUCCAGAGUCAGCAGGCCCUCAUGCAAGGAGCCAAUCAGCAUGCAGGACUGAUGCAGCAAUCACCUGAAUCAGGAGGAUUCUUCUACACUCCCUACGAAUAUUCCCCCUACACCCUAACCCCAUCUAUACUAGAAUACCCCAUGGACACUAGUGGAGUAUUAGGAGCGAUGACGGCUAAGGUGCAACGCCACAAUAUGAGGGUCCAUCCUUACCAAAGAGUAGUGAACACCGACAGAGCUGCCACAGCAACUAACCCUUGACCUCUGUACCCACUGAUGACCCGCCCAUCUCCGCCUGUGGCUUGCUCGUUGCCAUGCUCUGGACAACAGCCAUGCCCCCCCAGGAGUCACCUCUGCCAAACCAACCAGAGACCAGCGCCAUGGUAGUGACCCUUCAGGACCCAAUCAGGACCCAGUCACCAGCCAUGCCCACCCAAACACCACACUAUCAAGCCAUGUGCCCCUUCUAUAGGAACCACUACAUCAAAACCACCCAAUCACAACCCCCCAAUCAAACCCCAGCCAUGCUCUCUGCACUGGUCAGAUAACCUAUCUCUAUACCUUGCCCUGCAUUGAGUUGAUUUGAAGCUAUAAUAUUAUAAUAAUGAAAUAAUAAUAACAGUCAUAUGUAUGAUCAUAACAUAUUCAUGCCCACUAAGCUAGUCUGACUGUCCCUGUUCUCAAACCCUCAGCCGGGGUCUAGAGAACCCGGAAGCAUCUCGUUUUCGGGGGAGAAAGCAGAGAAGAGGCAAAGCCUAAAAAACGGAUGCUUACGGUUUCUGCCGACCCACUAAGUGGUUUCUUUUACGGCCUGCUACUUUAGGUUACCGUCACACAAAAUGUUACUCAGAUCUGGUUUAAUAUGUCACACCAGUUUCACAUGAUGUCCUCUCUAAGACUAGGCUUUUACACCAUGCCUGCCUUUCUACAGUGACCUGAGUAUCUAAUGGGCACGAUCACACUUCUCCAGGUGCUACAGAGUGAAGAGUCUCAACCAUAACGUUUGCUUUACCAAUACAGUAUUAUAUAAAUCUGGAGAACAAAGUGCCUUUAUUUAUUCCAAUCGAGAGAUAUGUCACAGACCAGAGCAGCCUUUUUAUGAUGGGUUUAUAUUCUCCAUGAAACAUGUCUCAACAAAGUGAAAGAGAUGUGGUGUAUUAUAAAGAAACCAACUCAAUGUUGUGGUUUCCCAUAAGCCUACAUGUCUUCUGGAUUUAGAAUGAAGUGCCAAAAAGGGUUGGUUUCCUCCGUUAGUAUAGUAGGACCUCCUCAGAACAGUGUUAGUUUUGUGUGUUUAUUUUCUUUGGGGGAAUGAUGUGUAUACUUGUGUGUCUGCCUAGAGAACACACCCUAUUGUAUAGCGUUGUGUUAUUAGAUAUGUGCGUUACAUACCUGAGCUCCUAACUCUCCUCUUGCCCAAGCGGUUGUUCAUACUCCACACCAACCAUCUCAUUCAAGACAAAACAUCUGUUUAUAAUGUAUUUUUAUAUGAUAUUUUGUAUGUGAGAAAUAACAUUAAAUUAUGUUUUCUGGUAAGAACA
Salvelinus fontinalis (brook trout) is the source of this 2740-nucleotide messenger RNA. RefSeq names its product KH domain-containing RNA-binding protein qki.S-like. Gene Ontology annotation, molecular function: mRNA binding. Gene Ontology annotation, biological process: regulation of mRNA splicing, via spliceosome. The transcript is spliced from 8 exons. Gene Ontology annotation, cellular component: nucleus. The record is from RefSeq and is a predicted model, not a curated record. The coding region runs from base 420 to 1460 and encodes 346 amino acids. NCBI's taxonomy places the organism in Eukaryota, Metazoa, Chordata, Actinopteri, Salmoniformes, Salmonidae.